This is a messenger RNA of Leptonychotes weddellii (Weddell seal), 1315 nucleotides long. The record is from RefSeq and is a predicted model, not a curated record. NCBI's taxonomy places the organism in Eukaryota, Metazoa, Chordata, Mammalia, Carnivora, Phocidae.
GGCGCCGGCGCCAGCUGAGAGCGGAGCGGUAGCGGGUCUAGCGAGAUUUCACACACCUGGAAGAAGAGAAUGUCAAGACGCAGUAGCCGUUUACAAGCCAAGCAACAGCCCCAGCCCAGCCAGACGGAUUCCCCCCAAGAAACCCAGAUAAUUCAGGCCAAGAAGAGAAAAACAGCUCAGGAUGUCAAAAAAAGGAAAGAGGAGGUCACCAAGAAACAUCAGUAUGAGAUUAGGAAUUGUUGGCCACCUGUGUUAUCUGGGGGGAUCAGUCCUUGUAUUAUCAUUGAAACACCCCACAAAGAAAUAGGAACAAGUGACUUCUCCAGAUUUACAAAUUACAGAUUUAAAAAUCUUUUUAUUAAUCCUUCACCUUUGCCUGAUUUAAGUUGGGGAUGUUCAAAGGAUGUUUGGCUAAACAUGCUAAAAAAAGAGACCAGAUAUGUUCAUGACAAACAUUUUGAAGUUCUGCAUUCUGACUUGGAACCACAGAUGAGGUCAAUACUUUUAGACUGGCUUUUAGAGGUAUGUGAAGUAUACACACUUCAUAGAGAAACAUUUUACCUUGCGCAAGACUUUUUUGAUAGAUUUAUGUUGACACAAAAGGAUAUAAAUAAAAAUAUGCUUCAACUCAUUGGAAUUACCUCAUUAUUCAUCGCUUCCAAACUUGAGGUAAGUUCUCAAGGAUAUGAAAAGCUUACAUAUGGAAUUGAAGGAACUACGCUUUUAGAUCUGUGUAUUCUAGCCAUCGAUUCAUUAGAGUUCCAGUACAGAAUAUUGGCUGCCGCUGCCUUGUGCCAUUUUACCUCUAUUGAAGUGGUUAAGAAAGCCUCAGGUUUGGAAUGGGACAACAUUUCUGAAUGUGUAGACUGGAUGGUGCCUUUUGUCAGUGUAGUAAAAAGUACUAGUCCUGUGAAGCUGAAAAUUUUUAAGAAGAUUUCUAUGGAAGAUAGACACAAUAUCCAGACACAUACAAAUUAUCUGGCUAUGCUGGAUGAAGUAAAUUACGUAAACACCUUCAGAAAGGAGGGACAGCUGUCACCAGUGUGUAGUGGAGGCAUUAUGACACCACCGAAGAGCACUGAGAAACCACCAGGAAAACACUGAAGAAGUUAACUAAGCAAACAAGCUGGAAUUGACUGAGUAUUGGGUAGAAUUUCAUAGAACUGAACUACUAAAGUUUUCAGAAAAGUAGUGCUAUGACUGUCCUGGCCAAUUCAGAAGUUUCACUGCCAUUCUUUGAAUUUAAAAAAACUACUUAAAAUUGGCAUUAAGGAAGAAAUUCCUAGGUUAGCUGUUUAAACAGCAGGAUUGUUUA